This is a messenger RNA of Juglans regia (Persian walnut), 648 nucleotides long. Its product is annotated as histidine-containing phosphotransfer protein 2-like. The transcript has 6 exons. The record is from RefSeq and is a predicted model, not a curated record. NCBI's taxonomy places the organism in Eukaryota, Viridiplantae, Streptophyta, Magnoliopsida, Fagales, Juglandaceae. Gene Ontology annotation, cellular component: nucleus; cytoplasm. Bases 1 to 450 code for a protein of 149 amino acids. Gene Ontology annotation, molecular function: protein histidine kinase binding; histidine phosphotransfer kinase activity. Gene Ontology annotation, biological process: cytokinin-activated signaling pathway; phosphorylation; phosphorelay signal transduction system.
AUGGCCUUGUCUAUCCUUAAAGAACUGCUCCAAGGAUAUGUGCAAUCAUUGUUUGAUGAGGGAAUAAUAAGCAAUCAGUUUUCUCAUAUUCAGUCUUUGGAAAGUUUGGAGGAACCUGAGCAUGUUGUGCAGGUGAUCGUUACGUACCUCAUUGAUGUCGAAACAAUUUUAUCAGAAUUAACAAGCUACAUGGAUUGUCCUGAAGCCGACUUCUCUACAUUGGCUGCACUUUCUCACAAAGUAGAGGAGAGAAGCUCAAGCAUCGGUGCCGAGCAUGUGAGACUUGCAUGUGCUGAUCUCAUUCACGCUUGUGAUCAGAUGAACAAGGAAAACUUCUCCAAAGCCUUAAUUUGGGUAAAGAAUGAUUUUGCACAAACCCGAAACAAGCUGGAGGCGUAUGCUCAGAUGGAGCGGAGGAUUAUCAGAGUAAAGAGCAGACAGAAAAAGUAGAGCUUUUUGUGGUAUCAAACUCUCUUUCAGUUUUAUGGGAUGAAGCUCCUGAGAAUGUAAUGUUUUCCUUAUGUAAAUGAAGGUCUAGAAUAAUUUGUAUUAAAACUUGUGAUAGUCACUGCUUCAUCUACAUGGUUGCAUGUAUUCUCAAAAGGGAUACUAUAUGAACAGUAGCUUCUUUGUCUACCUGUAACUACC